Messenger RNA from Hymenoscyphus albidus, 6654 nucleotides. NCBI's taxonomy places the organism in Eukaryota, Fungi, Ascomycota, Leotiomycetes, Helotiales, Helotiaceae. The record is from the annotation of a GenBank genome assembly.
AUGUCCCCACCAUGGCUCAGCACAUUAGCGAGUCUCAAAUUCCAUGUUGUAGUCAUCCCGCUCAUUUUAGUCAUAUAUGGAUGGUGGUCAAGGAACACAUAUCCCACAACACGGAUCCAUAAUGCUGCAUCAAAUAGAACUCUAGGAGUGAGUGGAAGCCUCUUCUUGACGCUUAUUUCAAGAACUAAUAUUCCAAUGAAGUUUGAAAAGAUCCUCACUGUGUCUAAACAGCCUGGCUGGAGAACCAUCGGUCUCCUCGCCGCAGCCAAUCUCACAGGCCUGGAUGUCACCAUCCCAACUCAACCAUUGGACCCCCCAGAGAUUGUGGCAGCGUUUGCAAACCUCGGUUCUGGAGAACUGGGUGUAAGGAGACCAAAGUAUGGAUCGACAUUAGCAUGGCUAGCACACCUCGAUAUGAUUAAAUUCGUAAUCGCUUCUGGGUUGUCGAGUGCUUUGAUUUUGGAAGAUGACGUUGAUUGGGACGUUGAUAUUUUGGGACAGAUGCAAUUGGUAUCUACUCAUAUUCGUAAUUUCACGAAUGUGGAUCGAAAUGAUGGGAGUCCAUAUGGAAGUAAUUGGGAUAUUUUGUGGCUUGGGCAUUGUGGUGAGAGAUCAAAUUUGGAAGUCAUGAAUGUCCUGUAUAGGGAUGAUACGAGGGUCGAUGUUGAGAAGUAUUCGGGGUGGUCGAAGAAAUAUUGGAUGAAUGAUAUCCCAGCCGGUCAUCGAAGGAUACAGAAAGCUGUGAAUCCAAUUUGUACUUUUGCAUAUGCCCUCAAUAAGGGUAGUGCUCAGAAGGUUCUUACUGCCGUAGGUGGUGGUGCUGAUGAGGCUUGGGAUGUUGCUUUGCAGCAUCAGUGUGUGAUGGGGAAUUUGAGGUGUCUGGUUGUCACUCCUCAGUUGUUCAAUCACCAUGAACCAAGUAAAGAGUCGGAAUAUAUCAGUUUUGUGAACGAGGGUGAUGGUCGAGGAACCUCUACCAUGUCGAAGUAUGUAGGAGGGACUACAGCGAAUAUUGUUCAUAGUGCUCGCUGUAAAGCUCUGUUUAACGACACUUGUCUUGCACCACCUACCGCUCCUGAGUUCUAUGACGCGGAAGGAGCUUGAAGAAAAGGGGAGAAAAUAGAAGACAAUUUACCGGUUUGCCCGUGGAGAGUUUCUGUGCUAAUACUUGAUGAAAAUACCUAAUAGCUUAAGAAGAGCGACUCUUACAAUUACUUUCAGCAAUGCUGAUCAGAUGACCCUCUUCCUAGAUUUAGGACUUGAAAUGGAAUACUCAACUGACAGAGAGCCAUAGGUGAUCAUAAAUCGGAUUUCCAGGCUUAUUCGCCUCUAAGUGACGAAUACCGGGUACUCUCAUUCGAUUUCCGAGGCCAUGGGCUGAGCUCAGAAACCGAACCGUACACCUUUAAGCAAAUCGUGGAUGACAUUGACGCUAUGAGAAUUCAUUUUGCUGGCGUAGAGAGUCAAAUUGUGCUAUGCGGUGGGAGUUUUGGGGGGUAUUUGGCGCAACAGUACGCGAUAGAAUAUUCCUCCAAGGUCUCGCAUCUCAUUUUGAGAGGAACAGCACCUUCAUAUCAUCGUAUGAAUGCCAACAAAAGUUUGAUCGAACAAGACUAACAAAUUCAAGAUGAUGAACAUGCAAUGAGUACAUUAGAAGAGAGAGUGGCACUCGCACCUUGUGCUUCAAGGGAAAUGCUCGUUGACGGAGUCUUUGGGAGCUUCAAAAAUGAUGAGGAAUUCCGACUCGUCAUGUUCGCAUUAGGGCCUUUGUACAGCGAAUCGUACAAACCUGACGCAGCGCUUAAGAAAUGCCUUCAGACUGUAUAUCGAUCCAAAACGCACAGUAAGCCAGACGGGUGCCUUGCACACUAUCUUUACUCGCUUAUUAACAUAACGCAGAUGAUUUGUACUCAGAAAAUGAAAAGUACUUUGACUAUCGAGUUAGGCUGCCCAGAAUCACAGCGGAAACGCUGGUGAUAGUUGGUGAGAAAGAUUGGAUUUGUACUCCAGGUAAGACUUUUUUGAACCAACAAAAAGAGACUUUGCUAAAGACAAUUGUCCAUACCAGUCACGGUUCAUUGCUGAUGGUAUUCCCAAGGCGACACUUGUCGUUUUUCCUGGUGCAAAUCAUGCUGUACAUAUCGAGAAGAACGCUGAGGUUUUGGAUAAGAUCCGGAAGUUUUUGAAGGCGUUGAGGAUAUAAAUGUAGUGAAUCAAUAGGCCGGUCGAAAUCGACACUUUUACCCAGAGUUGAUGCCACAUAUAAGUGAUGACAUUUCGAUGAACAACCCUUGUAGAAAACGGAGGGGUUUGAGGGGUUGACGCUAAAUCCACACCUACAUACUCGUACUGUAUCCAUGAGAGGGUACUCCUCGAGCUCCUAUCCCGUACCCCCCAUCUUUGCAUGGUUCCCACAUCCCAUUCCUGCUAUUGUGCCGUCGGGUUGAGUCCGACUGACGCGCUAGCAAGACAUUUUUGAAGAUGGGCCCAUGUAAAACCGACUCCAUGGUAAAAGAAUUAUGUGAUUUUGGGCUGGGGUGGAAGAUAUCAUGAAUCGCCAUGAUCUCGUGCAAGUGUACGCACGUCAUUAUCAACCGAAGUAUUGUGAUUUCAACUGUCUCUCUUUUCUUUCUUUUUUUUGCUUGUCUCUUGUGUUUGCUCUUGAGCUGAAGAAAUGGUUGCCAACAUCCCAGAUAUUAGAAUAUCCAUAGGUAAAUCCUACCAGCCACUCACCUGGUAACAUGAACUAAUUAUUUCAUGUUUUAGAUCGUGGUGGAACUUUUUGUGACGCACUUGUCCAAAUCGCGGGGCAGAAGGACAUCAUAUUUAAGCUCCUUUCCGAAGAUCCCCAAAAUUACCAAGAUGCGCCAACCGAAGCCAUUCGUCGAGCUCUCGAAAUCGCAGAAGGAAAAUCUAUACCAGUACGGGAGAAACUGGAUGGCUCGAGGAUUGGUUGGUAGGAUAUACCUAGAUAUCGGACGAAAGCUCAUGCUCGGCUAUAGAAUCAUGCCGUAUUGGAACAACUGUUGCUACCAAUGCCCUGCUGGAAAGAAAGGGAGAGCGAUUCGCUCUACUUACGACAAAGGGUGGGUGAUGCUCGAAGUUUGAUGACGAGUUUCGCUGAGCGGUGGCAUAGGGAUGAAGGAUGUCUGCGAAAUUGGGGAUCAAUCCCGGCCGGAGUUGUUCGACCUCAAUAUCCAAAAACCCGACGUUCUAUUUUCGAAGGUGGUAGAAUUAAAUGAGAGAGUGACGAUUGAAGAUUACGACAUGAAUCCUAACCCCAAAGAUUUCUCUGGAGACCUGGGUGACUCAGAAUUGGUUCGGACAGCGAGUGGGGAGGUUAUCAGAAUCUUGCAGAAACUCGAUGUUGAAGAAGUUCGGAAGAUCCUUCUUCAAUUACGAGAAGAGGGAUACAACUCUGUUGCUAUAUGCUUUAUGCACUCGUACAUAUUUCCAGAUCACGAAUUGGAGGUACUGUCAAUUGCAAAAGAGGUUGGAUUUGAGUUCGCCACGGCAUCCUCAACGAUAAGUUCGCAUAUUAAAAUGUUGAGGAGGGCGACUUCCGUAUGCUCUGAAGCAUAUUUGUAUCCGAUAAUUCGACGUUACGUGGACAAUUUCGAAUUGGGAUUUAAGACUCUUCCCCAGAGAGUAGAGUUUAUGUGCUCAGAUGGUGGGUUGAGACAGGCACAAAAGUUCUCGGGCAAUGAAGCACUAUUCAGUGGCCCGGCAGGUGGGGUCGCUGGCAUUGCCCGAUCAUGUUAUGACGAAGAGGAAAAAUCUGCCAUCAUUGGGUUCGAUAUGGGCGGCACCAGCACCGACAUAUCUCGAUAUGAUGGCAAAUAUGAACAUCUGAUAGAAGCUAAAAUAGCUGGUCGGACUAUUGCUACUCCCAUGCUUUCAAUACAAACUGUCGCAGCUGGAGGCGGUUCGAUACUGUUUGCAAGAAACGGACUCUUCGUUGUAGGUCCCGAAAGCGCGGGAGCGCAUCCAGGGCCUGCAUGUUAUAGGAAAGGAGGACCACUAACAAUAACCGACGCCAACUUGUUCCUCGGACGGUUAGUCGUAUCCACCUUUCCAUCCAUAUUUGGUCCUGGUGCCGAUGAACCGCUCGAUGAAAUGAUUGUUCAAGAAAAGUUUCAAGAAAUUACCGCAGAAAUCAAUUCUCAAUCCAACCAAAAUCUGACGCCUGAAGAUGUGGCUCUUGGAUUUUUAAGAAUUGCAAACGAAAGUAUGAGUAGACCUAUCAGAAAUGCAACCGAAGCUCGAGGUUUUGUCCCAGACCAACAUAAUCUUGUCAGUUUUGGUGGAGCUGGAGGUCAGCACGCUACGGCUAUUGCUAGUAAUCUGGGGAUCAAGAGAGUUCUGAUUCACAAGUAUUCUUCUAUUCUCUCUGCAUAUGGUAUAUCCCUGGCUCAAUUACAGUCUGAGGCUUCUGCUCCAUAUGCAAGUGUCUUCAAUAAAAACGUUUUACCAGAUAUUCGGAGAAAAAUAUUCACCUUACAAUCUCAGGUCAGAGAAUCCUUGCUAUCUCAAGGAGUUAACGAGUCAUCGAUAGUCUUUGAAAUAUCUCUGAGCAUGAGGUAUAAAGGCUCCGAUACCAACAUUGAUAUCAAGAAGCCGACCGAUGAUGAGUACGGGGAGACUUUCAUUGCGACUCAUUUCCGGGAGUUUGCAUUUUCUCUUAGUCGAGAUGUCAUUGUUGAUGCUGUCAAAGUUCGAGGAAUCGGAAGCUCGGAUAGGAGGUGUGUAUUUUCUUCGCCUCUCAGAGAGUUGGAGAGAGUUCGUACGACUGGUAGUCGAAUAUCUGCUGCUUCUCAGCAGCGUGUAUAUAUUGAAGGAUCGUGGUGCUCAGUACCAAUCCAUAAACUUGAGGAACUUUCCAGUCAUUCUAUUAUCGAGGUUUGUCAAUCCACUUUUACAUUAACAUAGCACCACUAACAUCACAGGGCCCCGCUUUAAUCAUCGACAAAACUCAAACAAUUUUUGUUGAGUCAUUAUUUUGUGCUUAUUUGACAACUGAUCAUGUUAUCAUUGAUCGAGUCACAGAACAAGCAAAUAACGAGCUUGGGACAGUGAAAUCGACAGCAAUUAACCCUAUUCAGCUUUCGGUCUUUGGCCAUCGUUUCAUGUCAAUUGCUGAGCAGAUGGGAAACACGCUUCAAAGAAUUUCCAUUAGUAUUAGUAUUAAGGAGAGACUGGAUUUCUCUUGUGCCAUCUUUUCGCCAGGUGGGUAUUCUCUCACUAACACAUUUGGCCUGUACUAAAACUUCCUUAGACGGCUCAUUGGUAGCUAAUGCUCCCCAUAUUCCAAUUCAUCUCGGGAGUAUGCAAUUUGCAAUCCAACACCAACAUAAGUUAUGGGAUGGAAAGCUUCUGGUAGGAGAUGUACUUUUGACGAAUCAUCCAGAAUGUGGAGGCACCCAUCUGCCUGAUCUGACCGUCAUCACUCCUGUUUUCUUCGAGAACCAGCUUGUCUUUUAUGUGGCAUCCAGGGGCCAUCAUACCGAUAUUGGCGGUAAGGGGAUUACCUCCAUGGUUCCGGACUCAAAAGAGCUCUGGGAAGAGGGCGUCAAUAUCCGGUCCAUGAAGAUUGUCAGCGGUGGUACUCUUAUGGAGAAAGAUAUUCGAGCAGCCUUUGAUGCUGCUGCAGAUUUCCCAGGCUGUAGUGCUACAAGACGCAUCGAAGACAAUCUUUCCGAUCUAAAAGCUCAGAUUUCUGCCAAUCAACGUGGUAUACUACUUCUCAACAAGCUCUGCUCGGAGUUUACACUCCCUGUUGUCCAUAGAUAUAUGGAUGCCAUCCAAGGCAAUGCUCAGGUAGCCAUCGAAAACUACCUGCGAGAAAUUGCUGUCAAACAUCCUGAGUCUUUGACCGCAGUAGAUUUCUACGACGAUGGUACGCCCGUAAAAUUAUCCAUUACCAUCGACGCCAAACUAGGCACCGCAAUCUUCGAUUUCACAGGUACCGGCCCUCAAACACUAGGGAACAUGAACUGUCCAAUAUCCAUUACUCACUCAGCAGUGAUUUACGCCUUGAGGUGUUUGAUCAACCUCGAAAUUCCCUUGAAUCAAGGUUGUCUCAACCCUAUCACUAUCAUCGUCCCCAAAGGCUGUAUUUUGAAUCCCACCAGCUCUGUAGCCAUCUGCGGCUCUACCAUUGCCUCACAGCGUAUCACAGAUACCAUAUUCCGUGCCUUUGGGGCAUGUGCUGCUAGUCAAGGAUGUGCAAAUAGUUUCGGUUGGGGAAUGGGUGGGAAGGAUAGUGUUACAGGAGAAGUUACCAAGGGAUGGAAUUACGGGGAGGCGAUUGGAGUUGGUAGUGGUGCGGGACCGGGAUGGCAUGGAGCGAAUGCUGUUAAUGUCCAUGCAACUAACACCAGGAAUACUGAUCCAGAGGUUAUCGAGAAGAGGGCUGCAAUUUUGGUGAGGCAGUAUAGUAUUAGACGAGGAAGUGGGGGGAAAGGGAAAUGGAACGGGGGUGAUGGGACCAUCAGAGAGAUUGAAGCGAGGGAGAAAUUGAGGUUCAGUAUUCUGAGUGAGAGGAGGGUGUUUCAGCCUUAUGGGAUGGAAGGUGGAGAGCCUGGGGCGGUGGGGCUGAAUUUGGUUUGGAAGAGGAAUUUAGAGGGGGUCUUGGAGAUGAUUAGUCUUGGAUGA